UCAAUUGGCGUGUGCUAAGCACGGCGUCGUUUACUGUCACCUCUCCCGAAUUGAAUAAACAAAUAUCAUCUCUCCCUCGUUUUCUUCAUAAGUUCUCUGAUUCCUUCCUCUUCCUCCAAUUAUUCGCUUCUCACUAUAGACGCUUUCCUUUCAAUUCUUGCUCUUCGCCUCUUGAUUAUCACCGCUGAAGCAGGCAAACUUGCUUCCUGUUAAAGAUGGACUUUUUCUUCAGAGGCCUAAAUGAUGAAUCUGUACCUUCUCAGCAUGACAUUCUUAGGUGUCCCUUUUUGAGAAAUAUUAAUGAGCCCACUAAUUUCUCCUUCUCCUCAUCUAUGCCUUUCCCAAUGCCUGUCCGCAAAGGCAGAGGUCCAAUUUUUGAAGAUGGUCCAAAUUUUGAUAUGGCAUUCAGGCUAUUCCAUGGACGGGAUGGAGUUGUCCCACUUACUGGAAGAUCAUUCUCAAGUUCUGAGAAAGACGACUCCCAACCAACCCUUCCUGAGUUCAAUCCUUUAGCUGCAAAGGCAGCUACCAUCAGUCUUUCAUUCUUUGGACCUGGGGGACCCUUUAGCUUUGACUCAUUUUCAAAGAAGUGGAAAAAUGAAAAGAACUCCAAAUCAUCCAAAAAGAAACCAUCUUCACAGGGAGGACAGCCAAAUCACGAGGCUUCAAGCAAUGAAUGGUUGCAAACAGGAAAUUGCCCAAUUGCAAAGUCAUAUCGUGCAGUUAGCAGUGUCCUGCCGCUCGUUGCAAAAGUUUUCCAGCCCCCACCUGGCGUGAAAUUCAGGUGCCCACCUGCCGUGGUUGCAGCCCGAGCAGCUAUAUCACGGACAGCUUUUGCAAAGAACCUUCGGCCUCAACCCUUGCCUGCCAAAAUACUUGUAAUUGGGAUGUUGGGCAUGGCCGCAAAUAUCCCAUUAGGAAUAUGGAGGGAGCACACCCAAAAGUUUUCAGCAUCAUGGUUCACAGCUGUCCAUGCAGCAGUUCCAUUCAUAGCCAUGCUUCGGAAAUCUGUGUUGAUGCCGAAAUCGGCCAUGGCAUUUACCAUUGCAGCAUCUGUGCUAGGACAGGUUAUUGGAUCUAGAGCAGAGAGGUACCGGCUGAAGACAGUAGCUGCAAGAAAAAUGUCUCUUGCAGAAACUCCUAUCAGUGGUUCAAGACAAUUACAAAUUGUAUCUGUUAAAGGAGGACAUUGUGGAAAUCUGGUGGAGUAUCCAGUUUCACUUCAGGUUGCAGGGAAUCCUUCGUCAGCAGAUGUGUUCUGCUGAUUCUUUCUGUUGGCACUUAAAGAUCCAACAUUAAUUGGAGUCUACAGAUUGUAAUUCUUUGUUUCCAACACAUGUUUGUUUUCACUGAUUGUCAUCUCCUUUACUGUAAGAACCUGAUUUUGGCAAUUGAAGGAAUAAAAGCUAUGGAGAAGAAAAAGAGUGAUUUAUUUGAGAA
Molecule: messenger RNA, 1440 nt
Organism: Hevea brasiliensis (rubber tree)
Lineage: Eukaryota; Viridiplantae; Streptophyta; Magnoliopsida; Malpighiales; Euphorbiaceae
Exons: 4
Coding region: 216-1265 (349 amino acids)
Cellular component (GO): chloroplast
Source: RefSeq, a predicted model, not a curated record